Molecule: messenger RNA, 909 nt
Organism: Pistacia vera
Lineage: Eukaryota; Viridiplantae; Streptophyta; Magnoliopsida; Sapindales; Anacardiaceae
Product: putative protein TPRXL
Exons: 2
Coding region: 1-909 (302 amino acids)
Source: RefSeq, a predicted model, not a curated record
AUGGCACAAUCUCAGCCCCCUAAUCAUACUCCUCCUGCUAUCAAUUAUGUUGCCUCAUCAACCACUAUUCAAGAUGCUGCUUGGUAUAUGGAUUUAGGAGCCACAAAUCAAGUUACUUUAGAUUUUUCCCAGGAAACAACAAGCUCUCCCUACACAGGAAGUGAACAACUUGAGGUUGGCAAUGGUGAGUUGCUAUCAAUCUCUCAUACUGGUUCUGAUUUCCCAUUCCAUACUUCUUCUAAUUCUACUUCAACUUCUACUACUGUUGCUACGUCUAAGUCUUUGCCAUCUGUUCCUGUCUCUUCUUCUUGGUCUAUUCCUACUUCUGUACCUCUGAAUAUUUUGUCUGGUAUUUUUAAUCUUGUUUGUCCUACCACACGUGAUCAGUCAGAAUUCCAAGCCAAGUCUUUAAUUAGUCCUCAUUUAUCCUCUUCUUCACAUUUGUCUCCUGUAUGUCCCACCACACGUGAUUAUUCAGAGUUUCCAGUUAGGUCAUCAAUUAUUCCUCUUUUAUCCUCCGCUUCACAACUGUCUCCUGUGGCAACUUCUUCUGAACAUAUAAGUCCUCCUACACAUUCUACCGUGUCAAUAUCUCCUAAUAAUUCUCCUCCUAUAAACUCAUCUCCAAGUUUAGAAUCUAUUCUAUCUCCCAUAACUCUUUCUCCUAAUAAGUCAUAUAACAUUAUUCCACUAGUAGUAAGCUUACCUAUAGCUGAUCCUACAACCCAUCCUGCACAAGACAAGUCCUUAAACACUCAUCCCAUGCAAACCAGAUCCAAAACAAAGUCUCUUCAAACUGCCCUUGUGUCCAUUUCAUCUUUUGAUAUUAAAGAACCAGCUACUGUGUUCGAGGCUCUCUUUCAUCCUUCAUGGAAGGCAGCCAUGCAGGCUGAAUUCGAUGCACUAUAG